Molecule: messenger RNA, 2839 nt
Organism: Xenopus tropicalis (tropical clawed frog)
Lineage: Eukaryota; Metazoa; Chordata; Amphibia; Anura; Pipidae
Gene: arsi
Product: arylsulfatase family member I
Exons: 2
Coding region: 763-2490 (575 amino acids)
Molecular function (GO): sulfuric ester hydrolase activity
Source: RefSeq, a predicted model, not a curated record
GGGACCGCCAUCCAGAGCUCUCUCCUUAAACCUGCUAGCACGAGCCAAAUUCAAACAGAUGCUACAACUCCUUAUUGACUUGGACUGCCAUCUCACUUUGUCUGCGGGGAACGCAGUCUCCUCCUGUGUGUGUGUGUGUUCAGAAAAGUUCUGCUGGGGAAUAUUCCAACCUUCUGCUUCCCUUGAUUCUUCCCAUACAGCUGGCAGCUCGGCUAGAAAAAAAAAUCCCAUUUUGUAGCUAUCUGUUAAAUAAGGAGAGAAGGGAGAGUUUGUGUUAUGGAUUUAAGCCCUCACACUGGAAACCCAGCAGCUUUGUAAAGGAAAAAGACCACAGUCAAAGACAAUACUAACUGUUUUUGGAUAAUUUGAAGACACUGUAUAGAAGAUUCUUGAAAGUAAGGAAAAACAAUGUAUGACCAGUUUGUGUCUGCUCUCGAGGAACGGCUGCAGACAAUUAAGAGAAAGAAUUAUAAGGUUAACUGUUAAGUGACAAGGUUUUUUCAAUUGGAUGUCUACUCUGCCCGGGAAUACAGAAUUGCACCCUCGGGAUUUGGACUCUUGAGGCACGUGUUCAUGGCACCUUCCCAUGCCACUAGUCAUUUGAUAUCCAUACACUAAAAAAAGACUUUGUUCAUUCCGGACAGAUUUUAUAUGUUUAUAAGAGGAGUUAGAUGGUUAACUUUGGUCUGGGUGACACCAAUGAAUUAAUUACUUCACCGACUUGAAGAUCCCCUGUGCCAGUGCAGUGGCACUAUUUUAGUCAUGGCUGUUCACGCUCUCACAGGUUUUUCAUUGGUCAGCUUGCUGAGUUUUGGCUAUAUGUCCUGGGACUGGGUGAAACCAGCAGUACUGGGAGAUAGUCCUGGGGAUGAGCCAGCCAAACUUCAGGGAACACCAUCUAGGCCACCGCACAUUAUCUUUAUCUUGACUGAUGACCAAGGAUUCCAUGAUGUGGGCUACCAUGGCUCAGAUAUCCAGACUCCUACUUUAGAUCGAUUGGCCGCUGAGGGUGUUAAACUGGAGAAUUACUACAUCCAGCCCAUAUGCACCCCUUCACGUAGUCAGCUUAUUACUGGAAGGUAUCAGAUCCACACUGGGCUACAACACUCCAUUAUACGCCCGCGGCAACCCAACUGCUUGCCUCUUCAUCAAGUCACAUUGCCCCAAAAACUACAAGAGGCUGGCUAUUCUACUCACAUGGUUGGCAAAUGGCACUUGGGCUUUUAUAAGAAGGAGUGCCUGCCAACCCGCCGUGGCUUUGAUACCUUCCUUGGCUCUUUAACAGGCAAUGUGGACUAUUACAGUUACGAUAACUGCGAUGGCCCUGGGGUGUGUGGGUUUGACUUACAUGAAGGGGAAAAUGUAGCUUGGGACCAGGCUGGAAAAUACUCUACACUUUUGUACGCUCAACGUGUAAACCAGAUCUUGGCUUCUCAUAACCCCCAACAGCCUAUCUUUAUAUAUGUGGCUUUCCAGGCAGUCCACACUCCACUACAGUCCCCUCGUGAAUAUAUUUACCCAUAUAGGGGGAUGGGGAAUGUAGCAAGACGCAAAUAUGCUGCCAUGGUAACGUGUAUGGAUGCAGCAGUGAAGAACAUAACCAGAGCACUAAAGAAAUAUGGUUACUAUUCCAACAGCGUUAUUGUCUUCUCAUCAGAUAAUGGCGGUCAGACAUUCUCUGGGGGGAGUAACUGGCCCCUGAGGGGUCGCAAAGGAACAUACUGGGAGGGAGGAGUGAGGGGAUUAGGUUUUGUUCAUAGCCCUCUUAUAAAAAAGAAGAGGAGGACUAGUCGGGCUCUAAUGCACAUUACAGACUGGUACCCAACUUUGGUUAAGUUGGCAGGAGGAAAUAUUUCAAGUGCAGAAGGACUGGAUGGUUAUGAUGUGUGGGGAGCCAUCAGUGAGGGUAAGGAAUCCCCCCGAACUGAAAUCCUGCAUAACAUCGACCCCUUGUAUAAUCUUGCUAAGUCAGGGUCCUUGGAGGAGGGUCAAGGCGUCUGGAACACAGCAGUCCAAGCAUCCAUCAGAGUAAAAGACUUUAAGCUCCUAACUGGGGAUCCAGGUUACAGUGACUGGAUACCUCCACAGACACUCACUAAUUUCCCUGGAAGCUGGUGGAAUUUGGAGCGCCACACUGACGGAGCUCGUAAGUCCCUCUGGCUCUUUAACAUCACAGCGGACCCUUUUGAGAGGCACGACUUGUCUUCUUCAAAGCCUGAAGUAGUUAAGGAGCUUCUUAUACGACUGGGUUAUUAUAACCGUACUGCUAUCCCAGUUCGUUACCCUGCUGAGGACCCAAGGGGUAAUCCCGAACUUAAUGGAGGUGCCUGGGGCCCUUGGGCUAGUGAGGAUGAUGAUGACGAAGAAGAAAACUGGAUUGGGAAAGGAGGUGAAUAUAUAAAGAAUCCCAAGAAGAAGAAGUGUAAGAUUUGCAAGCUGAGGUCAUUCUUCAGGAAACUGAACACUCGCCUUAUGUCCAACCGUAUUUAAACUUUGACUCUAAUACCAACCAUAUGCAACUUUUCAGGAUAAAAUUCUUAGAAACCUAUUUUUUAAAUAUUCUUUUGCUUUUUGAGAAAGUGACUAAAGGGCAAGUCAUCAAUGCAAAAAAAAUAAAAAUCGAAAAAACUUUUUGAGGGCAUGUAUUAAAAAUUGAAUAGGAUUAUGGCAAAGACGCUAAAGGAUUGAUGUGCAAUAAAUCCAGAAUGUGGAGUUCAUUUCUCCGGUACUAUAAUAAACAAGUUAAUGGAUUUAGGAUAUGUUAUAACACGGUCUUGUCAUCUUUAGGGCAGUUUCUACAAGGGUUAAUAAACUUUCUUGUCAGUAGGGAUUCCAGAAA